UUCUAGCCUCGAUAUGAAAACAAAACCAAUACUUUCACUUUACCAUUAUCAUAGUCGUAAACACAAAAUUUAACAACGUGAACAAGCGUCUCAAGCGACAGCUAUGAGUAAUAUAUACAUCCAAGAGCCCCCAACCAUUGGGAAGGUUUUAUUAAUCACAUCAGCUGGUGAUUUGGACAUUGAGCUGUGGUCUAAAGAGGCACCCAAAGCAUGUCGGAACUUCGUGCAGCUUUGUAUGGAAGGUUACUACAAUGGGACAGUAUUUCAUAGAGUGGUGAAGGACUUCAUUGUGCAGGGAGGGGAUCCGACAGGAACGGGAAUGGGUGGAGAAUCUAUUUAUGGAAAACCAUUUAAAGAUGAAAUUCACACCCGUUUACGGUUUGUCCGAAGGGGUUUAGUAGCCAUGGCGAAUGCUGGACCACAUGACAACGGCAGUCAGUUCUUCAUCACUAUGGGCCCCACCCCUGAACUACUUAAUAAACAUACAAUUUUUGGAAAGGUAACAGGAAAUACUGUGUAUAACAUUGGAAAACUGCAGGAAAUAGACGUAGACAGCCACGAGAGACCGUACCACCCUCACAAAAUCAAAUCCGCACACAUUUUGUCCAACCCAUUUGAUGACAUUGUUCCCAGAGUUUCUGCAGAUGACAGGAAAUUAAAACACUCCAAAGAUGAAAAAGUGAAGAGCAAAUCUAAAGCUACAAAAAAUUACAAACUGCUGUCAUUUGGGGAUGAAGCGGAGGAGCAGGAAGAGGAAGUAGAUUUGGUAUCAAAAGACUCAAAAGGAAAGAGCAAAAGCAGCCAUGACCUUAUUGAUGACCCGACCCUCAGCACAGAGACCACAGAGAUCGAUGCGGAGGAGGUCAGGCAGAAACUGGCUCAGAAGGAAAAGAAGAAGUCGCCAUCACCAGAGAAAGACAGUGAUGAAGAAGAAAACAGAAUAAGUAGAACAGAAGAAUUACGAAGGGAAGCCAAACAACUCAAGAAAGAGUUAAAAGGGAAACCAGCCAACAAAAAACCAACGGAUGAGGACACGAUCGAAGAAGAGGUGGAAGAAAAAAAUGAGGUUAUAGCUGCAUACAAGGCAGAGCGAGAAAAAUACAAGAAAGCAAGAGUGAAGAAGGGGGGUGGCAGAGAGGCGGCAACUUUGGCCUUGUUGGCAAAGUUCCAGUCCAAACUGGAAUCUGUCAAGAGAAUCUCAGGGGACUACAGUGAUGAAGAGGCACAGGCUGAAGAAGAGGAGGAGAGUGAGGCCUCAGGAGAUAUGUCAUGGAUGACUCACAAGCUAGUUUUUGAAGAUGAAGAAAGGAAAAGAAAAGUAAUUGAUGCAAAUGUGCAAGAACUUGAUCGGUACGAGAUAUAUGAUCCGCGUAAUCCUCUCACAAAACGUCGACGAGAAAACACUAACAUCACAUUUAUCUGCCCUGGACACAAUGGUGCUGCUGCGAUUGAAAAUGGCUUCGACAUACUGAAAAUUUGUGGUGAUGGCCCAGAAUUGUCGAUGAUCGCCGAUGCAAAUCUGAACACGGCAGAGGUUGUCAUUUGCUUCUCAGAAAACACUUCUCAUGCUUCACACCAAUAUACGCUGAUGACAUUCAACAUAGGAGGAUACACAAAAAACACAGCAUGGACCCCCACGGAUGUUUCUGUGGUCAUCGAUAACAAUGAUUUACCAUGUGGAAGUGGGUACCUGGUGGCGGAGCUGAGAAACAACGGAGCAGUAGUUGCGACUGAGUAUGAAAGGGCGAUCAGGAUAUGUGAUAAUUCAGACAUCGACAUGAUUUUACACCUUGAGAGUACAAUGAGGAUGGGGAUGAAACCACAUCUAUACACCGGGAUGUACGCUGGCGAUCUUCUGGCGCAGAUGUCGAAUUAUCUCACCAUCGACAAAGCAGUUCUUCAUAAUAAUGGAAACAAAACUUUAGCCAACGCUACAAUUGAGACCCCACAUAUGGUGGCAGUCUAUCUUACAGGGCCACAACAAUUGAUGCCGAACUAUGACGAGAAGUGCAUGGUUCCCACCUACAAGAUUAGUGACCAACUCAUUGGACAGAUCGCCAUUACAGAUGCAAUCAGAUCUGGAGAGGGGUUCGAUCUGGUUCCUCAUCUUCAUGGACACUACAUUCCACAUAUAUCCGCUGUUUGUGGCGCUGCAAAUCUGGUCAUCUUCUAUGAUCCCCUGAGGAUAGACAACGACGAUGAGGAAUGCAAUGAUUUUCUAUCCAUUCCAGUUCAUGUCACGUGCUCAAGUCAUGACGAAAUGGAAGACUGCAUGAUGUGUCCCAACCCUUUGGCCAUGAAUACAUGGGCAAUGUUUGGGAACAGGACGUUUUAUGAAUAUGAUGUUAACGAUGAAGAAUGGCGAGGACACAGUCUGCAUAUGACGAUGAGCGAGGACACAAAAAUGGACCUAGUGCAUGCCGGGAUGUCUCAACUGAUGCAUCGCCAUCUAUCGGAACUUUACUCGGAACAACAUGGCGGUCUUUGUAUGUUUUUCCACAGAUUCCAAAAAGAUUCAAUGAAAAUGUUAAAUGAAAUGACGGUACCCAAUGCCCGGAUUGGAGCAGACCUUGAGGCUAAAAUACAACAAAUGAUAAAGGCAAUAGAGUCUUACACAGACGUGAGCUCUGCGAUGCAAUCCAUGCAGGAAUGGGCGGACAAGGAGAUGGAUACUGUAAAUAAAUCUCUAAUCAUUGGAUCUCAUACUGGCUUAAGCAUAAUCCAAGGCAUUAAUAUGGCGAUGAUGCAGAUUCGCUUUACAGGUCAACCAUUUCCUGCAAACGCAACACGACUGAUGUUAGGUCCCAUGCUGAAGGGUCUUGCACACUUGCACUAUUUGUUAGAGAUGCAUCCCAUGAUAGGCGGUAUGUAUGGCGGAGAAAUGCUGAAAUAUGCUCAAACAGUCCGACUGGUCGCUCAUUAUCUGCAUCAUUACAAUCUUCUUCCUGAAGAAGUAGCCAACUCCUUAAUGAAAAUAGCUAAUUUCAUGAUGAACAAACACAUCCAUCCCAUGACAAACGACACAGGAAGCAACUCAGGCCACGCACCGUCCAUGACACCGUGCCCGUUUGAUAAACAAAUUGAUCUUGUAUCGAAUGUUCUUCUGACAAUGGCCAAAGGAUGGGAUGGAGAAGAGAUGAAACAUACAAGAGAGAACCCAGCUGUGGGAAUUUGCCGCGCUAACCUCCUCAGAGUCUUCUUGUUUAGAGGUGGUUACAAGUUAGUCAGAAAAGGAUAUGUCCGUAAAGUUCUGAUGGAAAUGAGGAUGAAACCAGAUGAUUUGAUGGGUAUUCCAAAACAGUGCAGACAACACCCCCUUCAGCCAUAUAACAUACCUCUUGAAAAUUUCUUCGUGAACGACGACGGGAAAAUCAUGAUGGCUGACAUGAGUCCUCUUCAGGGGACAAUGACGUACAAAGUAAUAGGCACCUGCCACUGUAAGACCAGCUGCGCCGACCAUACAAGUGGCGGAUCAACUAGCACCGAACACUCUGGCAUGUGGACAACGUCUACGCCAUCUUGGAAUAACGGAAUGUGGAGCACCACUCCACUUCCUUCUUGGAUGACGACAUCUAGUCCAAUGAACCUCUGGAAUAACCUUCACACAGGCCCGACAUCAAAGUAACUCUAACAAGAGUAUAUUAGUCUGCAGUAGCCAUAAAACUUAGGUGAACUCGACAUCUGAUCUCCUACUUCAUCACAAAGUGAGAAUAGAGUGAAUGUGAGCUCGUGUCAGUUUUAUUGCCCUGUUAAUCCGUUAUUGCACGUUCUUUAUAUUUUGCGGCUAUCUAUUUCCUCGAGAGAACGUUUCCGAGUGUUUUAAAAAGGCAAAAAUAUAUAUUUAUACAAGUCACCCAAUUGUUCUUGCACCCCAUCACGGUUCAUGUUUCCGAUAAAAAAAAAAAAAAAAAGAUGUGUGUAAAGUUAAGCCUAAAUAGAUUUCUAGCCAUUUACAACGAAUUUUAUGGUACCUCGGGUGUUCUACAGAAUUCUACAUGCGCGGAUCCAAUUAUUCUUGAGAACAACACUGAAAUGUCGUUUGACUAUGUACAGGUCUUUUAUGUACUGCUCUGUCCAGCACCUGAUUUGUCAAUAGAUUCGCUGAUAGUGCAGUCCAUGUUUGUAACAAUGAAGCCUAGAAUUUCAAGAUUAAAUGGUGCUCUGCAUUUCAUUGAAUUGGUAAUGAAACGGUAAAAUUGUAAAUGAGAAAUUCUUGUUUGUAAAGAUAUUGAUGUUGUAUUUUGUCUAUUUUACUCCCUGAAUCAUAAGUUCAACGUUAAAUGUCGCCCCUCCAUGAAAAUAUUGUGUAAUUCCUCUUACAAGGAUUAAUGUUAUUGUAGUCUAUCUCACUAAGUAAUGCAACGAGUUGGAUUUGACCGUCUUUAAUUGUGACUUUGACUCAAGGGAAGAUCGAUAAAUGUAGUGGAAACUAGAUCGAUGAUAGUUUGCAGUGACGGUAAGGAUUAUUCAGUUAUUUGCGCCAUUUGGUUGCUGCAACACCCCCCCCCCUUUUUUUUUUGUCUGUGUGUGGAGGGGAGGAGGGAAAAGUACCACAUGAGGUCCCCACCCCUUGAUUUUUUUUCUACCCCUGCUUUGGUAAAAUAUGUUGUCUGUAUGAAAUAUAAAAGCGAGGACUAUCAAGGAUUUUAGCAAAUUUUCAUUGUUUACAGAAAGCAUAUUCUUGCUCAUGUAUCUUUUUUAUACCAGAGAUGUAGUUAUUAGUGCGUGUAAAAAAAUUUAAUUUAAAAGAUGACCAAGUGUGCUCUACAUUUUCUAUUUAAAAAAAUGUGUGAAAUAUCCGUCCAAGAUGUACCUUAAAAUUUGAAUUUAAAACCCUCAAAAAUAAGGAAAAUUAUUAUUAACAAAUAAUAAAUUAAGAUCUUUCUCCUGAUCAUCUUACGUGUGAAUUAAGAUAUUUACACAGAAUAUUAUGAUUUUUCAAAAUUCUUGGCCUGGUUACCUGCCGUAGAAUGCUCCACUGUCAUCAACUGUACCAGAUGCUACUUCCGCACUGCAGUACAGCGUUUUUCUUCCAUAAUAUAUCCUUUCUCGUCCUCAAAAAGAGCCAAGUGCAAUUGAUCGGUGUGGUUUUGUACAAUUAAAAACAAAAUUAUCGUGUAAAAGGUCUUUUAAUGUAUCUAUAUAUUUUUAAUAAAAUGUUGUCACA
Messenger RNA from Ostrea edulis (European flat oyster), 5167 nucleotides. RefSeq lists its product as uncharacterized. The record is from RefSeq and is a predicted model, not a curated record. Gene Ontology annotation, cellular component: catalytic step 2 spliceosome. Gene Ontology annotation, molecular function: peptidyl-prolyl cis-trans isomerase activity. The transcript is spliced from 22 exons. NCBI's taxonomy places the organism in Eukaryota, Metazoa, Mollusca, Bivalvia, Ostreida, Ostreidae. Gene Ontology annotation, biological process: protein folding; protein peptidyl-prolyl isomerization. The coding region runs from base 104 to 3625 and encodes 1173 amino acids.